Molecule: messenger RNA, 732 nt
Organism: Fraxinus pennsylvanica
Lineage: Eukaryota; Viridiplantae; Streptophyta; Magnoliopsida; Lamiales; Oleaceae
Source: the annotation of a GenBank genome assembly
AUGGCCCCUGUUUAUGCUAUUAACUCGUUUGUGGGAUUGUUGGAUAUUCGCGGUAGUAAACCCUUUUUCAUGCUCUUGGACUCCGUUAAGGAAUGCUAUGAGGCUUUGGUAAUUGCUAAGUUCUUGUCACUGAUGUACAGCUAUUUGAAUAUAUCCACGAACAGAAAUAUUGUCCCGGAUGAAAUCAAAGGAAGGGAGAUUCACCAUUCAUUUCCGAUGACCCUUUUCCUGCCUACCAAGACACAUUUGGAUAUUCAUACAAUCAGAUUUCUAAAGUACUGGACAUGGCAAUUUGUGAUUAUCCGCCCCAUAUGCUCCAUCUUGAUGAUAACAUUACAAAUUCUUGGGAUAUAUCCUAGUUGGGUCAGCUGGAUAUUCACAGUCAUUCUCAACCUAUCAUUUGCUUUGGCUAUGUAUUCCUUAGUCGUCUUCUACCAUGUCUUUGCUAAAGAGCUGAAACCUCAUAAGCCACUGGCAAAGUUUCUCUGCGUUAAAGGGAUUGUUUUCUUCAGCUUUUGGCAGGGAAUGGUGCUUGAUAUCCUCGUUGCAAUGGGCAUCAUUCGAUCCCACCAUUUCUGGUUGGACACCGAGCAUGUUGAGGAAGCUAUUCAAAAUGUCCUAGUGUGCCUCGAAAUGGUUGUCUUUUCCGUUUUCCAGCAGUAUGCAUUCCAGGUUUCACCUUACAGUGGAGAUGUAGAAGCAAGACUGAGACUACAGAAAAAGGAUGAAUGA